UUUCAAAAGCUACACUCUGUGAAUGCCUUUUGAAAUGACCAGCUGUGAAUAUGUGUGCAACUGCAACACAUCAAUGAAAUUGACUUAGAACUUUAAUAGCCUCAGCAGUGACGUCAUCGGAAUGUGCACACAUCAGAGGCUAUAAUUAGAUGUGACACAGGUGCAUCAGCAUGUCUUCAGAUCAUACUGUGAUUUUGUGUGCUCUGCUCAAGUUAACUAAUUUAUAAAAAAUAUACAUUGUUUGUAUAUUUUUUGUAUAUACAUGUUUUUGUGUCCUUGAGGUCGACCCAUUCGAUUAUCGCUGGGGCAAUCUCAUCACUCAGACCGUGUACUUGGCUGAUAAUUGGCUGUAUUUAAUUCUGAGGAAUUAAAUAAGUGAAAUGUCCAUAUACUGUAUAUACAGUAUCAAAGUAUCAUCACUACAGUAUCAUCACUUCCCAUUGUGUCAGUCCAUAUGUGCAUUUUCCUCAUGUACCUCCUUAUGGGUGGGAUGUGGCCUCAGAAGUGUCUCUCUUCAUCUGGACUAGGCAUGCUUCCAACAGCUAAUGUCUGUCUCCAUGUUUGGUUUAGGAUCUUCACUCUGGACCACUCCAUGCGACCAAAAUCAGAGAUAGUUCAUGUCUCUAUAUAUAAUGCUGCUGGGAGGAAGGUCAAGAAAUCAACAACCAAAGUUGUAGAUGGCAUUCUGUCAAAGAGCUACCACAUCCCUGAUAUUUCAAAACCUGGUGUAUGGAAGAUAACAGCACAUUACAAAGGUGAUGAGGAAAAUCCUGCCGUGCGUGAAUUUAAGGUCCAGAAAUUUGUUCCUCCCAGCUUUGAGGUUACUGUUCAGUCAGAGAAAGCCUUUAUGCUUGUGAAUGCGGAGGCAUUCACAUUCACCAUUCAAGCCUCACACACAUAUGGCAAGGUAAUUGAUGGUGCUUUCAAAUGUCGGUUUGGGAUGGAUAAAGACGAGUCAGAGAACAAUCCUGGAAAAAUCAAAUUCAUCAAGGGACUAAAGAAAACUGGAUCUGUGAAAGGAGGCCAGGCUGAGAUUACAGUUCAAAUUUCAGAAAUCAAGCAAAAACUGCAUUCAACAUUAGAAAAAUUGGCAGCGACUCAGACCCGAUUCUACAUUGCUGUCACAGUCACAGAUAUUUUAAGUGGUGAGGUACAGGAAUCAGCAGCUUUCAUUCCCAUUGUUUUGAGGCCAUACAAUGUAGAUCUGUCUCGGACGAGAUCAUUCUACACACCUACAUUUCUCUUUCAAGCCGUGGUCACAGUUCGUCACCCAAAUGGUUCCCCAGCUGAAGGCGUUCAAGUGAAGUUGGAUGUCUCAAGCACCAAAGAAAAGUCCCGAAAUAUUAUAACUAAUAAAGAAGGGAUCGCAUUUCAAAAUUUUAAUUUGGAAGGAACACCACCUUCCAUUUCAGUGCAGGCAACAGUGGAUGGUUUCAAGUCAACAAAAGAAGUGCGCCCAGUGAAAUCUACAAAGAACAGCUUCCUGUAUCUGAGUGUGACUAAUAAAGUUCUGUCACCAGAAGAGUCUCUAGAUGUUACAUUUUAUGUCAAGGGCAAUCCAGUAGAUGGACAAAUAUAUUAUAUGAUUGUCAGCAGAGGCAUGCUGAGAACAGCAAGCUCUAUUGCAUCAGGUUCUGCAGUAAAAAUAUCGAUCCAAAUCAGCCCAGAGAUGAUCCCAUCCUUCAGAGUGAUCGCCUUUUACUACACAGAUGUUGACAUUAUUGCAGAUUCAGUGUGGGUAGAUGUAGAGGGUUGGUGUGAGGGAAAGCUUGAGAUAAAUCUGAAUGGCAAUCAUAAUUAUGAACCAGAAGAUUCAGCUGAGCUUGGCAUUGAUGUAGGAACACAGAAUGCAAAAGUGGCUUUACUAGUUGUGGACAAAGCCAUUUAUGCCCUGGGGUCUCGAAACAAACUCACUCCAAAACAGGUGUUCAGGUCCAUGCAGUCUCAUGAUAUGGGGUGUUCAUACGGAGGUGGAGAGAACGCGGCUGCUGUUUUUAAUGACGCUGGUCUGGCCUUCAUCUCACACUCAAACACAAUCCGUUCAAUGAUGAGAAAAGGUUUCAGCUGUGAGUCUGGCUUUAGGUGCAACAAACGCUCUAUAGAAAUGACUAAAAAAGGCGCUGACUGUAAUGAAGAAGAGGAAUUCUUUGACUUUGAAACAGUUUGCAGAUACUUCCAACCAAGCUUUGAGUUUAAGCAGAUGGAUGUGAUAGGAAAAGUUAGGUACACAAUCAAUUUACCCCACUCUAUCACAACAUGGGAAAUCCAGGCUCUCAGCGUAUCACCAUCCCAUGGUUUUUGUGUGACAGAGCCUGUUGACCUUCCUGUAUUCAAGCCAGUCUUUAUAUCAUUGAGGCUUCCCUUUUCAGUCAAACGCUUUGAGCAACUGUCUAUAGUUGUGGUGAUCUUUAAUUAUGGAAGGAUGGAAAAGAAGCUUGUUGUGCAAAUGAAACAAGUGGAUGGUCUUUGUUCACCCGGGUCAGCAUCUUCCUCUUCCACUGUCAGAAUCAGUCUGGAACAACAGUCAUCUCAAACUGUGACUUUCCCUACUGUUCCCACGGUAACAGGCCAAAUCCCUAUCACUAUUGAAGUUUAUGAUGAUGAAGAAAGCAAAACAAAAGUGGCUUCUAUUCAAAAGAUGCUCUUGGUCAAGAAUGAGGGAGUGGAAAUAAGAGAAGAGCAGACUUAUUUUAUUAAUCUGAAUGGUAGAAAUGACAGGCGCUUGUUCAUCGAUGGAUUUUUCCCAAACAACACAGUUCCUGAAACAGAUGUCAGCUUGUUUGUCAAACUAGAAGAAGAAGCAUUUGCCCAGUCUACCGCUGUUCCAUUACUCUCACCAUCCAAAGUGGAAAAUCUGAUCCGGGCACCGAAAAGCUGUGGAGAGCAGACGAUGUUCCUUAUGUCUUCAACUGCCUUUGUAGUGCGCUACAUUGACAAAACUCAGUGUUGGCUGAAACUGGAAGCAGGAUCCAGAGAAAAAGCACUGGAUUUCAUUGAGCAAGGUUAUGAACACAUUUUAAUGUUCCAAAAACCUGAUGGAUCCUACGGAGCUUGGCAAGACUAUCCAACAAGUACAUGGUUGACUGCGCUGGUGGUGAAAGUGUUGUCCAUUGUGGCUGGACUACAGAUAGAAACUCUUGAACAGCAAGGAACAACAGAAAGGUUGAUUUCACAGGAGGACAUCCGCCAAGCAGUCACAUAUCUGAUUGAAACACAGAGCUCAGAUGGGUCCUUCACUGAUGCUAAUCCGGUCAUACACAGGGAAAUGCAGGGAGUUGAGCAAGAUGCCUCUUUAACAGCUUUCAUCACAAUUGCCCUCUAUCAUUCCCUCCCUUUCUUGGGCAGAGAAUUAAUCAACGUGGAGGAAAGUAUCUCUCGUGCCACCGACUUCCUCCUUAAACGGGUUGGUGACCUUAAAAGAACUUAUGCCUUAGCCAUUACAGCGUACUGUUUGUCUAUCUGCCUUCCUGACCAAACUCGGGCACUGUCAACCUGGAAGAAACUCAAAAGUCUUGCAAAUCUAGAGGGAGAGUGUCUUGUGUGGCAAGAUGAUGUCAAUAUGCAACUAAUGAAAAAGAGUUCCCAUGUACCCCCUGGAAUGGCAUUAACAGUAGAGACCACCGCAUAUGCUCUCAUGACUGCUCUAGAACAGAAUGACUUAGUAACAGCACAUGCUGCUGCAUGCUUCUUGUCUUCACAAGGGAACUACGAAGGAGGAUUCAAAUCAACACAGGACACUGUUGUGGCUUUGGAAGCCCUCACAGAGUAUGCUCUGAGUAUACCAGAAACCCCCAUCACUACAGUCAAUGCACAGUUCACUGUUCCAGGGAGGCCUGAGAUGGAGAAGCUGCAAUUGGUCAAAAAUAAAAAGAAAGUGGAGACAGAAUUAAAGAGACUAGUCGGAAGGGAAAUAUAUGUACGCCUUUCUGGAAAAGGAAAAGUUAAAAUGAAAGUGGCAAAGACUUAUUAUGCUCUUAAGGAAGACUCCAACUGUGCUGAUUUGUCAAUACAAGUGACUGUAGAGAGAAAAGUGGAACACAAACCUAAAGAACAAGAAAGUUCCAGUUCCAAAGAGGACACUAAAACAUCAGAAGAGAGGAAGGGAGACUCAUUCCAUUCCAAAGACCCCUCUAAAAAGUCAGAAGGGAAGAGGGGAGAAUCUUCUAAUUCAGAAGAGAGGAAGAGAGAAACACCCCAUUCCAGAGAGCCCUCUAAAAAGUCAGAAGGGAAGAGGGGAGAAUCUUCUAAUUCAGAAGAGAGGAAGAGAGAAACACCCCAUUCCAGAGAGCCCUCUAAAAAGUCAGAAGGGAAGAGGGGAGAAUCUUCUAAUUCAGAAGAGAGGAAGAGAGAAACACCCCAUUCCAGAGAGCCCUCUAAAAAGUCAGAAGGGAAGAGGGGAGAAUCUUCUAAUUCAGAAGAGAGGAAGAGAGAAACACCCCAUUCCAGAGAGCCCUCUAAAAAGUCAGAAGGGAAGAGGGGAGAAUCUUCUAAUUCAGAAGAGAGGAAGAGAGAAACACCCCAUUCCAGAGAGCCCUCUAAAAAGUCAGAAGGGAAGAGGGGAGAAUCUUCUAAUUCAGAAGAGAGGAAGAGAGAAACACCCCAUUCCAGAGAGCCCUCUAAAAAGUCAGAAGGGAAGAGGGGAGAAUCUUCUAAUUCAGAAGAGAGGAAGGGAGAAACACCCCAUUCCAAAGAGCCCUCUAAAAAGCCAGAAGGGAAGAAGGGAGAAACUGCUAAUUCAGAAGAGAGGAAGGGAGACACAUCUCAUUCCAAAGAGCCAUCUAAAAAGUCAGAAGGUAAGAAGGGAGAAACUGCUAAGUCAGAAGGGAAGAAGGGAGAAACUGCUAAUUCAGAAGAGAGGAAGGGAGACACAUCCCAUUCCAAAGAGCCCUCUAAAAAGUCAGAAGGGAAGAAGGGAGAAACUGCUAAUUCAGAAGAGAGGAAGGGAGACACAUCUCAUUCCAAAGAGCCAUCUAAAAAGUCAGAAGGUAAGAAGGGAGAAACUGCUAAGUCAGAAGGGAAGAAGGGAGAAACUGCUAAUUCAGAAGAGAGGAAGGGAGACACAUCCCAUUCCAAAGAGCCCUCUAAAAAGUCAGAAGGGAAGAAGGGAGAAACUGCUAAUUCAGAAGAGAGGAAGGGAGACACAUCCCAUUCCAAAGAGCCCUCUAAAAAGUUAGAAGGGAAGAAGGGAGAAACUGCUAAUUCAGAAGAGAGGAAGGGAGACACAUCCUAUUCCAAAGAGCCAUCUAAAAAGUCAGAAGGGAAGAAGGGAGAAACUGCUAAUUCAGAAGAGAGGAAGGGAGAAACUGCUAAUUCAGAAGAGAGGAAGGGAGACACAUCCCAUUCCAAAGAGCCCUCUAAAAAGUCAGAAGGGAAGAAGGGAGAAACUGCUAAUUCAGAAGAGAGGAAGGGAUACACAUCCCAUUCCAAAGAGCCCUCUAAAAAGUCAGAAGGGAAGAAGGGAGAAACUGCUAAUUCAGAAGAGAGGAAGGGAGACACAUCCCAUUCCAAAGAGCCCUCUAAAAAGUCAGAAGGGAAGAAGGGAGAAACUGCUAAUUCAGAAGAGAGGAAGGGAGAAACUCCUAAUUCAGAAGAGAGGAAGGGAGACACAUCCCAUUCCAAAGAGCCCUCUAAAAAGUCAGAAGGGAAGAAGGGAGAAACUGAUAAUUCAGAAGAGAGGAAGGGAGACACAUCCCAUUCCAAAGAGCCAUCUAAAAAGUCAGAAGGGAAGAAGGGAGAAACUGCUAAUUCAGAAGAGAGGAAGGGAGAAACUGCUAAUUCAGAAGAGAGGAAGGGAGACACAUCCCAUUCCAAAGAGCCCUCUAAAAAGUCAGAAGGGAAGAAGGGAGAAACUGCUAAUUCAGAAGAGAGGAAGGGAGACACAUCCCAUUCCAAAGAGCCCUCUAAAAAGUCAGAAGGGAAGAAGGGAGAAACUGCUAAUUCAGAAGAGAGGAAGGGAGACACAUCCCAUUCCAAAGAGCCCUCUAAAAUGUCAGAAGGGAAGAAGGGAGAAACUGCUAAUUCAGAAGAGAGGAAGGGAGACACAUCCCAUUCCAAAGAGCCCUCUAAAAAGUCAGAAGGGAAGAAGGGAGAAACUGCUAAUUCAGAAGAGAGGAAGGGAGACACAUCCCAUUCCAAAGAGCCCUCUAAAAAGUCAGAAGGGAAGAAGGGAGAAACUGCUAAUUCAGAAGAGAGGAAGGGAGACACAUCCCAUUCCAAAGAGCCCUCUAAAAAGUCAGAAGGGAAGAAGGGAGAAACUGCUAAUUCAGAAGAGAGGAAGGGAGACACAUCCCAUUCCAAAGAGCCCUCUAAAAAGUCAGAAGGGAAGAAGGGAGAAACUGCUAAUUCAGAAGAGAGGAAAGGAGACACAUCCCAUUCCAAAGAGCCCUCUAAAAAGUCAGAAGGGAAGAAGGGAGAAACUGAUAAUUCAGAAGAGAGGAGGGUAGAAACAUCCCAUUCCAAAAAGCCAUCUAAAGAUUCAGAAGAGAGGAAUCUGGAGGAAAAUUUCACCCAGUUGGGCAGUGAGUGGUUUGAUGCUCACAGCAGACGAGGAGAAAACAAACAAAAUUAUGUGGUCUAUACAGUGUGUGUCAGUCUCACACAGGGGAGGAAGCUCUCUGGAAUGGCUAUUGCUGACAUCACUCUACUUAGUGGCUUUCAAGCAAUCAAUACAGAUCUGGAAAGGCUGAAAGACCUUGUGGGCAAGUAUAUUUCUCACUAUGAGCUCACAGAUGGAAGAGUGCUGUUGUACUUCAAUGAGAUAGAUGAAGAUGGGACCUGUAUAGCAUUUGGAGCUAAGCAAAGUGUGCCCAUUGGAUUAGUUCAACCAGCUCCUGCGACAGUUUAUGAUUACUAUGAACCAGACAGGAGAUGUUCUGUGCUGUACAGCGCCCCCAAGAGGAGCAACAUGGUUUCUGUCCUGUGCUCAGAUGAUGUUUGCCAAUGUGCAGAAAGGGAUUGUUUCAUCGAGAAGAAAACAAUUGAGAUGGAAAUCAACAAAAAAGACAGAUAUGAUUAUGCUUGUUCCCACUCCAAAAUUGACUAUGCAUUUGAAGUCAUUGUGGAUUCAGUUACUGAAGAGAAUAACUUCAUAUUGUAUUCAACAUCUAUAAAGGUGGUCCUCCAAUACACAGGAGACAUGGACGUUAGCCCAGACAGCACACGGGUGUUUGCCAAGAGAAAGCACUGCAAGGGUGAGCUGGAAGAGGGUGAGACGUACCUCAUCAUGGGUGAUGAUAGCCCCACCAAAGACUAUAAUGGAAACAUGAAGUACCUCCUGGAUUCAAAGACAUGGGUUGAGCAGAAGCUAUCAACCUCAACAUGCGAAGCACCAGCCAACAAGAUUUACUGCACAGAAUACAGAGAUUUUGUGGAAGAGUACCAAGUUGAUGGGUGUAACGUGUAGUCCGAACGGCAAUUUUAUGGGGAAUUUAAUAAUUCCCCAUGUCACUACAGCAGAGCAAGAAUCUACAUUUAUCCUGAAUUGUAAACCAGCUUUUCUUUUUAUGAUACAGAUUAUGAUAACUGAAAUCCUGUAAUAUGCUUUUCUGUUAUCAUGUCUUAAAAUAAACAUGCUUACAAAA
Molecule: messenger RNA, 7580 nt
Organism: Megalobrama amblycephala (Wuchang bream)
Lineage: Eukaryota; Metazoa; Chordata; Actinopteri; Cypriniformes; Xenocyprididae
Product: complement C4-B-like
Exons: 39
Coding region: 455-7402 (2315 amino acids)
Biological process (GO): complement activation
Cellular component (GO): extracellular region
Molecular function (GO): endopeptidase inhibitor activity; protein binding
Source: RefSeq, a predicted model, not a curated record